Anisakis simplex (herring worm) is the source of this 243-nucleotide messenger RNA. The record is from the annotation of a GenBank genome assembly. NCBI's taxonomy places the organism in Eukaryota, Metazoa, Nematoda, Chromadorea, Rhabditida, Anisakidae.
AUGCGUCUGUUGCGUACCGUUGGGACAUUACUGGCCGCUAUUGGUUGGUUGAUAAUGUUCUUCUGGUUUUCGUUCUUUCACAGUUUCGACAUUGUAUCGCAUUUCUCGUUCAAAGUGCGUAUGCUGAAUGCGUUGAAUCCGAACAUUGCGCUCGGCUUUGGACUGGGGCUCAUCUCACGCUAUGAAACUCAAGGUGUUCAUUUUGUUGUUUUAUUGCGCUCAAUCAUUAUGCGCCAGUUUUAG